AGUAAAGUGCCACUGGAUUCUUCUUUGCUUUUUAAAAAUACAUUACAGUGUACAUUUACGUAAGGAUGAUCUCUCAAGUGAUUCCCAAAUCUACAAUUCUAUGAUUCCCUAUGAUUCUGAUUUAAAAAUUGAUGAGCCUUGUUACCCUCCACUUUGUCAACCCAAAGAAUCUACAACUGAGCUGACUUCAGCAGAUCUUAGUUUCCUCAGUGAUGACCAAGAAGACAAUGAUGAGGAUGAAAACACAAGUAAGGAGCCAAGUGUGCAGCAGAGCCAAGUGCUGUCAGAAAUCCAGGGUACCCAUGCUGCUGGUGGACUUGGACCUGAAGAUAAUAGCGAGGAGUCAUACCAUUCAACAAAUAAUACAAUUUCCACCCCAAUCACCAAUGAAUCACCUUCUGUUUGUCCAAUACCAAUGACACCUAUGACUCCUGUAACACCAAUGACCCCAGUAGAAAGUUCUGGAAUAUGUCCCCAGUUACAAAAUAUUGUUUCCACUGUUAAUUUGGCCUGCAAAUUGGACCUGAAGAGAAUAGCCUUAUGUGCAAGAAAUGCUGAAUAUAAUCCAAAGCGGUUCGCUGCAGUGAUAAUGCGAAUAAGAGAGCCCAGAACUACAGCAUUAAUCUUCAGUUCAGGCAAGAUGGUUUGCACUGGAGCCAAAAGUGAAGAACAGUCCCGAUUAGCAGCUAGGAAAUAUGCACGCGUUGUUCAGAAACUUGGAUUUCCAGCAAAGUUUCUUGAUUUUAAAAUCCAGAACAUGGUUGGAAGUUGUGAUGUGAAAUUUCCCAUCAGAUUAGAGGGGUUGGUUCUCACCCACCAACAGUUCAGCAGCUACGAACCAGAAUUGUUCCCAGGUCUUAUUUAUAGAAUGGUCAAACCAAGAAUUGUUCUGCUAAUAUUUGUCUCUGGCAAGGUUGUUUUGACAGGUGCCAAAGUACGUUCAGAGAUCUAUGAAGCCUUUGAAAACAUCUAUCCCAUCUUGAAGGGCUUUAAGAAAGCAUCAUGACAUCCAUAUAACUUUUACACAGAAACUGAUAUCAAUGUGGAUGAGGACGUAUUAAGAGAAAAAAUUUCUUCCUUGGGACUACAUCUAAUAUCACAAUUCACAAAAUCAUGGAGAUAUCAAUGAGGGUAGGUCUUCUGGACUAUUUUAAUUCAUCCAACCAAAAGUGCCUGAUGUUUGCUUCAUCCUAUCUAUGAGACAUUAUCAUGCUCCAUAAUUCCAUUUCAUGUGUUAAUAAUUUUGCUGGAAGAACUUCUGGUGUUGAUCAUACUCUUUACUAAUUUGAAUCUGUCCCCUAUUGUACUCUGCUAGUCUAAUUUUAACUUUAUUUGACAGCAAAUUGAUACCUUCUGUAACAGUGCGCAGUUGCUCGUCCUUUAAGUUUUUUUUUGUGUUUUUUCCUCACCAUCUUUCAUUACUUCUACCCAUUUUAUAUUUUUGUCCUAGUUAAUUUUUAACCCUCAGCUGCCUCUCCUCUAGGUACCUUCUGCAAAUAUAAUCAAACUGUGAAGUAAAUUGGAAAUAGUGGUGAACCCGAAGUCAUUCUCUGAAGCAGUACGUGUGGACUAGUUAUGAUUAAGCUAUCUCAAUGUUCUUUGUAAAUGAGAAGAUCUAAUUAUGAAACUUUAGAAAUAUUUAGGCUUAUUUUGGUAUUUGAUUGGGAAAAAGUUUAUUGGUUGAAAUGUGUUGUUUUUUCAUAAAAUUGAGAGUUAAGGAUACUGAGUUAUAACAUUGAAAGGAACCUGUCACGAAAGAAAUUGAUAAGCAUUCUAACUUGUGUUGUUUCAAAUUAUUCUUGUACUUAUCAUGAAAUAAAGAACUUUGUUGUGCUAUU
Molecule: messenger RNA, 1838 nt
Organism: Rhincodon typus (whale shark)
Lineage: Eukaryota; Metazoa; Chordata; Chondrichthyes; Orectolobiformes; Rhincodontidae
Gene: tbpl2
Product: TATA box binding protein like 2
Exons: 7
Coding region: 101-1006 (301 amino acids)
Biological process (GO): DNA-templated transcription initiation
Molecular function (GO): DNA binding; RNA polymerase II general transcription initiation factor activity
Source: RefSeq, a predicted model, not a curated record